AUGAUGCUAGACGAUGAGGCAUCAACUGCCACUGCGAUGACCAACGAUGAUGAGUUUACGGAAAAGAUGUAUUCAGCUUAUGUCAAAUCUGCAUUUACUUCUUUGGAAAAAGGCGAUUCUAUGCAAAUUGAGACAUUAGCUGAUAAGAUCAAUGCACCAAUAAAUAGCUCAGAAGCUAUAUCGAUACCACAUUUCAGCAUUUUACUCAAAGGUCUCAUCAACCAUACGUCAAAACUAGAUGACCGUGCAUGCAAUAAUUUAAUCUUUGCCAUUCUUCGAUAUAAAUGGUUGGCUGUGCUGGAACUUGAUCAUGAAGUUUACACCACAUUUAUAGAUUUAUACGCACAUUUCGUAACUGUGUUGGUGAGUACGUUCCCUAAGUUCUUAAUUGAAGUUUUGAACAAACUAGUUCGUGAAUUUGAACUAUUUGACUCAAAUGGCAAAUCCACUCAACAUCAUCAAAUUUUACAAAAAAUAUUGAGGUAUAUUCCUACAAGUAUAAAUAUGAUUCCACAAAUAUUACAAGCCAAUUUCCCGCACCAUAUAUCGUCAUCCACGGGGGAGAUACUAAAUUAUGUGGAUAAUUUAAUGCAGAUUUUGACAUAUUGUUCUGAAUUACAAUUCAGUGUUUGGCAAUUGGUUUUCGAAUGUUGCAUCAAACUAGAUGUUGAAUUGCAAAAUGAAUUGGACGAUUUGGAUGAUGACGAGGUUGAAGAAUUGAUUAAUGGUAAAGAUGAUGAUGCCGAAUUACUUGAAGUUACUGAGGAAGAAGACGGGGUGUCUGGAGAAGAUCAAGAAACCGUGGACGCUGAAGCUAACUCCGAUGACGAAAACAUGGGAGAAGUUGAAUGGGUUGAAUCUGUGAAUACAACAAGAAGCAUCAAGACACUUGCAUCCAAAUUGGACAAUAUCAUGCACUUAUUACUUACAAAAACUUCCAACUCAUUUACUACUGAGGAACUCAACAAUGGCAAUGGAGUAGCCUUAUUCAAUACUAUAAACUCAUUGUUCAAAAGCCACAUUUUACCUACGCAUUUCACAAAACUGAUUCAAUUCAUUUUGUUUCGCAUCACUCAAUAUCAACAAGAACUAGCCGACUCGUUCUUAGUGUUGCUCAUUGAUGUUGCCUUUAAUCCGAAUGAAAUUGUUGAAAAGAGAUUGAAAGCAAUGCAGUAUCUCUCUUCCUAUAUCGCUAGAGCUAAGAACUUGUCUCGGCAUCAGAUUGUAUUCAUUGUGAGCUAUCUCAUGGGCUGGUUAAACAAGUACAUCAUAGAAAGAGAACAAGAAACUUUCGACAUUGAAAACAAGCAAAAGCAAAAUCUGACUUCACGUCAACAAACCGGUGGUAUGGAAAGAUUCAAGCUUUUUUAUUCGGCAUUUCAAGCGUUGUUAUACAUAUUUUGUUUCAGACAUGAACAAUUACGCAAAGACCCCUCAUCAUCAACCACUGCAACCACCUCCUCCUCGUCUUCAUCAACAUCAUCCUCAGAAUGGGAGUGCGACAUUGACAAGUUUUUCCAACGUGUAAUUAUUGUCAAAUUCAAUCCAUUGAAAUUCUGCGACGAAACUGUGGUUUACAUCUUUGCCAAAUUAGCGACUAAGUUGAAUGUUUGCUAUUGCUAUUCUAUCAUCGAACAUAACAAGAGAGAAAGAAUGUUGCAAACUAAUGGGUCUACUGUUUUACCAUCAGCAGUGGGUAAUUUCAAGCAAAAACAAGAGUUUUUGGAUUUGGAAGCUUACUUUCCCUUUGAUCCAUUGGUAUUACCCAAGUGUAAGAAAAUAGUCGGAAGUUACUACGUUGAAUGGUCAGAAGUUAAUCCAGACGAAGAUGAUGAUGAAGACAGUGCCUCUGGAAGCCAUAUGGAGGAUGACGACGAUGACGACGAUGACGAUGAUGACGAUGACGAUGACGAUGAUGACAGCGAGGAGAGCGACACCACCGAUGAUAGUGAAGAUGAUGACGACAUUGAAAGUGAUGAUGAUUAA
This is a messenger RNA of Lodderomyces parapsilosis, 1986 nucleotides long. It is a transcript of the gene RRN3, whose product is annotated as rDNA-binding RNA polymerase I transcriptional factor. The record is from RefSeq and is a predicted model, not a curated record. The coding region runs from base 1 to 1986 and encodes 661 amino acids. Gene Ontology annotation, molecular function: RNA polymerase I core binding; RNA polymerase I general transcription initiation factor activity. Gene Ontology annotation, cellular component: nucleus. The transcript is spliced from 2 exons. NCBI's taxonomy places the organism in Eukaryota, Fungi, Ascomycota, Pichiomycetes, Serinales, Debaryomycetaceae. Gene Ontology annotation, biological process: transcription initiation at RNA polymerase I promoter.